Messenger RNA from Lizanozyma spartinae, 606 nucleotides. RefSeq names its product tubulin-binding prefolding complex subunit. Gene Ontology annotation, biological process: protein folding; microtubule-based process; tubulin complex assembly. Gene Ontology annotation, molecular function: tubulin binding. Lineage: Eukaryota; Fungi; Ascomycota; Pichiomycetes; Serinales; Debaryomycetaceae. Gene Ontology annotation, cellular component: prefoldin complex; cytoplasm. The record is from RefSeq and is a predicted model, not a curated record. The transcript has 2 exons. The coding region runs from base 1 to 606 and encodes 201 amino acids.
AUGGCUGAAUUCUUGAAACCCAAGAACACAAACCCUCGGGGAAUCCCGGAAGCUCCCUUCAUAGAGAAAGUUGACCAGAUAAUUAAAGAUGGUGAUAGCGAUUUUGAACCAUUAAUGUCAGCGUUUCAAGAACGUCUACAACAAUACAAAUAUAUGGAAUUAUCCAAGCAACAGCAAUUGGCGGAUUUGAAUGUGAAGAUCCCCGACAUUGAAAAGAAUUUGGACAUAAUCGAAUAUUUAAAGCUAAAAAAGGAUUCAGUUGAUAAUGAUGAUGGCGAUGAUAAUAAUAUUAUAGAGACUAACUAUGAGCUCAAUGAUACCUUAUAUACUCGUGCUAGUAUAAAUGUUAACGAUACUAACAGUGUAUACCUUUGGUUGGGGGCACAGGUGAUGUUGGAGUAUCCUUUGGACGAAGCUGUUGAGUUACUUAAGAGUCGUUUGGAGAAAAACCAGCAACAGUUGACCAACGUUAAGGAAGACUUACAAUUCUUAAAGGAAAACAUCACCACUAUGGAAGUCAAUACUGCCAGAUUGUAUAAUUGGGAUGUGGAAAGAAGAAAGAAAGCAAAGGCUUCAUCUGCUCCUCCAACAGUUAAAGCUUCAUAG